AUGUCUGGGGCACUCAUUCAGAUUGAUUUAGAGAGGAAAGCAAGGUUCGUUCACGUUUCGGUUCUUGAGUACUUGACCGAUCGAUCUCGUCAAGACCAGUCUCAAGAAUCAAUGUCAACCCUCGCCAAGGAACAGUCCCUGGCGCAGCGAUCGUGCGCAUCCUGUUGUCUAGCAUAUCUGCUUUAUGGCAUACCAGCAGAGCCCUUGGGUGGCGGCCCACAAGUCGUUGCGGACCGCGACUUACAGAAUAUUCGAUAUGCUUCCCUUGAAUAUUCUGCGCAGUUUUGGGAUUUCCAUUUCUCCGAGUUUCUUCUCAAGCUACCGUCGGUAAUGUCACAGGAGUGCGAGCUUUCUAUCAAACUCGCUUCUGACUUUGUUUCAGCCAAGAGAACCCUCAUGGGCUCAGGUUCAGGUACUGCAUGGAUCGCUGGAGCUGUUGUCCCCUCCGUUCUUUUCGCAGCCCUACCUGUUGCGUUUGCGAUCUGGUGGCGGAAGCGGCGAAGCAGAACACCAAAGACUCCCAAAAGUCCUCACUUAGAAGAUGAGGCGGGGACAGCAGGUUUUGGUAAGCCGGAGCUUGACUCACAGGGUAUUCCGCGACAAAGAAGCAAAGAAGAGACAAUAACGAACAAAAGUACGGCUUUACACGAUAUUGUAAUCUUUGCAGUACCCGCGGAGAUGCCUGACUAUGGUUCAAACAGAGCAGAGCUUCAAGGUGAAGCAAAAGUCAGUUUCAGAUACAGUUCUUAA
This is a messenger RNA of Fusarium mangiferae, 750 nucleotides long. RefSeq lists its product as uncharacterized. NCBI's taxonomy places the organism in Eukaryota, Fungi, Ascomycota, Sordariomycetes, Hypocreales, Nectriaceae. The transcript is spliced from 2 exons. The record is from RefSeq and is a predicted model, not a curated record. The coding region runs from base 1 to 750 and encodes 249 amino acids.